CUUGAACAUUACCAUAAACAUCAACACCUUCGUUUCCUACCUAUUUAUCGUCAAAAAUAGUCACACUUUUCCAGUCCUUUUUAUCUGUAUCCUUGCGUCGUCUUCGUUGCACAGUACGACAAGCACAACAAUGUGUUCCACUGACAUCUUCCUCGGCUUCUUAGCCAUCCUCUUCCCACCGCUGCCUGUCUGGGUCAAAACCGGCAUCUGCUCCGCCGACUCUUUCAUCAACCUCCUUCUCUGCGUCCUCGGCUUCCUCCCCGGCCUUCUACACGCCUGGUACAUCAUUGCGAAGAACCCUACCCCACCAUUUGACUACGACGGCGCCGUUUACGACGCCAAUGACAUCGGCCGCGUCGAAAGCGGGCAACGAAUCUAUGUCUUUGUCCACGACCAGCCCGGCAACAAUCAAACCGGCGGUGGCCGCCACUACCACCACCAACAAGCCGCCCACAAGAAUCAGCAGCCGCAGCGACAAGGGCCCAUGAAUUACGGCACCACCGCUGGCCACGCGCCUCAAGAUUCUGGUAUUGCACAUGCUGGUCCUAGCGCAGGAGGAGACGGCGACAACAGCCAUGCUGCGCCCCCGCCGAGUUACGCGCAAGUAGUAGCAGGUGAUCAUAAAAUUCAGACUCAGGAUUAGGGUCCUUCAACAUCUACGACGCCGAUACCCACUGUUGAUGCCUCUACUUCUGCAUCUGUCAAGACAGAGGGUGCUACUCGUUCUUUCAAAAAUUGGAAGAGCGCGGCUUGCGAUUGCCAGUGCGCUUGCGAAUGUCCUGAGCAGCAGUGUUGCAGUCCCCAACAAGCGCAGUCGUCACAUUUGGCUUUGGUGACGCAGUGGUUUCCUUUUUACGGAUCUCCGUGGCAUCCGUAAGGAUUGUUGAUUAGUAUGUGAAGAGUUCUAGGAGAUACAAUGGGUUUCAGCAAUGACCGAUGGGUCAAGCGGGGGUACAUUGAGGCAGGGACGGAGUAGUCACUUUCAUGCGCGUUGGGUUACUUCUUUGCUUUAAUGGCUUAUUACGAUGGGAUAGUUCUGCGUCUGGUGUUGGGUUAUUGUAAGGAUAUAUGAGGACAUGGGACUUGGAGGCAACAGUGAAAUUUAACUUUCCAUUAUUUUCAGCGACCUGUGCUAGUUCUUGUGGUCCACCAUGAACAAGGAAAUUUAUUCCUGUCGGUAGUUGCUAGCCUCUUAUGUCUAACGGCCGAGAUUCUACGCAACAAUGGCGAUAAGACCACACUCCAAGCUCUCCGGCGAGCUCGAUUUGCCUUCAUCUAAUGCUGCCCAUAGUAAUUUGGCUGUGUCUUUGCAACUCACAGCCUGCGAGGGU
Neurospora tetrasperma FGSC 2508 is the source of this 1331-nucleotide messenger RNA. RefSeq lists its product as uncharacterized. The record is from RefSeq and is a predicted model, not a curated record. Gene Ontology annotation, biological process: endosome transport via multivesicular body sorting pathway. The coding region runs from base 131 to 643 and encodes 170 amino acids. The transcript has 2 exons. Gene Ontology annotation, cellular component: fungal-type vacuole lumen; fungal-type vacuole membrane. NCBI's taxonomy places the organism in Eukaryota, Fungi, Ascomycota, Sordariomycetes, Sordariales, Sordariaceae. Gene Ontology annotation, molecular function: ubiquitin protein ligase binding.